This is a messenger RNA of Paramecium tetraurelia, 207 nucleotides long. RefSeq lists its product as uncharacterized. NCBI's taxonomy places the organism in Eukaryota, Ciliophora, Oligohymenophorea, Peniculida, Parameciidae. The transcript has a single exon. The record is from RefSeq and is a predicted model, not a curated record.
AUGAAGAAUAAUGUCUAGACUUUUAGAAUUUCUAGGUCAUUAUAUCAAACACCUUACUUGACACCAAGAAACCUUACAAUUUUCUAAUAAAAUUCUAUAAGAUAAUUACAAGAUUUAUUCUACGACGAAGAUAAUAAGCCAAAGUCUUUUUUAUAAUUAACACCUGAAUAAUAAAAAUAAUAUAUUGAAACUAUCUGGGAUGAUUGA